GAGUAACUGGAAACCGUCCCCGGGGCUGCGGGCUUUGAGCGGCGGAGGCCCCGGGUUCAGCGCGGUCCCUCCCCGGGGGCGGUGCCGAUCUCCGGGCCUGCCCUCCCACCCUCUCUCGGUGCCGGAGCCCGGGCCUGUCCUCUCUGGGAGCCGGGGAUGUGGGCCCUCGGCCGCUCGGUGCCGCCCUCGGCCUGGUUCAGGCCUCUCGGAGCGGCGAGUCGCCGGGCCGCUGUUGGAGCGCGGUCGCCGGGCAGCGAGGAGGCGGAGAGGUCGGUGUCUGGACGGAGGCGGAGUAAGGUGCCCCAGAGUCCAACCUGGAAGCCCGUUGAAUACAGCCAGUCUCCAGAGGUAUCUAUGGAGAUGAUUGACCAUCUAGAACGCCUGGCACUUGUAGAUUUUCAGAACCAGGAGGGUGUGCAAAGGCUGGCAAGUGCCAUACAGUUUGCCAACCAGCUGCAUGGUGUUGACACAGAUGGUGUGGAGCCUAUGGAUUCAGUGCUGGAGGAUCGGCCUUUGUAUUUGCGUGCAGAUGAGGUUAUGGAUGGUUACUGUACCGAGGCGAUCUUGAGCAAUGCAAGGCACAUUGAAGAGGAAUACUUUGUGGCACCUCCAGGAAAUAUUCCACUUCCACGGAAAGAGGAGAGAGAUGCUCUUCAACCUUCCAAAUGGUAAACAUGGACCGACUGCUUUUGAACAGAUAUUGAGAUCACAGAAUACACUGCGUCAGGGAGACCAUAUCUGAUCCACUGAGGAACCAAGUCAACAACAUUUUCAAUUGAACUUUAUAUUGAAGGGCAAUGCCAUCAUAUAUUAAUCUAUUCAUGCAUGUUUCUGGUGUCAACAUUUUAUUUUGUUAAAUGCCACAUAGGGUCAACUAAGACAAAAACAGAAAAGCAUUGGCACCUUGAAAGCAUUCUUGCCUGAGGCAGAAAGCUGUGGGUAGGAAUCCAGAGCUGCAUCUAGAACAGGGGUCUCCAAACUAUGAUCACAUCCGGCCCGCAGAAAGCUCUUAACACAUUCCGUGCGGCGGGCUAUUUAGCACAUUCUGUGGUAGCGCAGCUUUAGAGAUACAGUGCGGAAACAGGCCGUUUGGCCCAUUGAAGCGAUGCCCGUACCCACUAGCACUAUCCCACACACACUCGGGACAAAUUCAAUUAACCUGAAAACGUGGAGUGUGGGAGGAAACUAGAGCACCCGGAGAAAACCCGCGCAGGUACAAACUCCGUACAGACAGCACCCAUAGUCAGGAUGGAACCCGGGUCUCUAGCGCUGUGAAGCAGCAACUCCUCUACCUUUGCACCACCGGGCCACUGCUCCUGUGUUGCAAAGGCAAGUUGUGCGGGGUGGUAGUGUGGGAUGGGGAGUGGAGCGAGGGGGCGGAGGGUGAACUAGUUGGCGACAGGGUUGGUGUGUAGCAGUCCGCUCUGGGCGCCACACUGCCCUGGACCGUUUGACAGGGUCUCUGUCAACGCGUGCUGGUGCGGCCAGGGUUAUCCCCCCCCCCCCCCCCCCCCCCCCUCGCGCGCCAGCCUUGCGGAGAUCGGUGGAUCGGUAGCCGGCUGUGUGUGUAUGUGCCCGAUGGGUGAGCAAUAUGUGUGCGUGGGUCUUUGUUAAUAUGCCUGAGGGGUGAUCACGGUGCAUGUGUGUGAGAGGGAUAGAGAGUGAGAGAGCCCGUCUGUCUGUGGGUCUAUGUGUCUGUUUCGGUAUGUGGGAGUUCACGUGUGCAUUUCUACGUGUAUGUGUGAUAUUUCUUUCUUUUUUCCUACGGCCUGCAAAAAUGUGCCAAAUAUAUGUGGCCCUCAUACUGAAAAGUUUGGAGGCCCCCGAUCUAGACUAACACUUGCAUGAUACUGAAGGACUAUCACACUGCUAAACUAGCUAGUCUAUUUUUGAGAUCCAAAAAAGUAGUGUUCCAGGGUGAAUUGAAAGAUGCUGUGGCCCAGUUUUGAUGAGUCAUCCCCAGAACUGCAGAUAAACUUCAUUGAAAGUGUUAUGAAGAUGUUCAAGAACACUUGCAAGUCAUAAUUUAAAAUCUCAUCCAAAAGACAACAUUGGUUUUUGCUAGCCCGCUCCUAUCACUGAAAUGCCAGUUUGGAGACUCGCAUCAACUGGCCAGGGGGUGGUGCUACCAUCUUCUAAACAGACAAGCAUCAACACCAUCUCCAAUACCCUCCAUAACGUGAAUUCAGCUCAUUCCGUGUUGAAAUGAACUUUCAACAUAAUUAAAGUUAAUUACUGUUAAGUUA
Molecule: messenger RNA, 2246 nt
Organism: Leucoraja erinaceus (little skate)
Lineage: Eukaryota; Metazoa; Chordata; Chondrichthyes; Rajiformes; Rajidae
Gene: gatc
Product: glutamyl-tRNA amidotransferase subunit C
Exons: 5
Coding region: 157-672 (171 amino acids)
Biological process (GO): glutaminyl-tRNAGln biosynthesis via transamidation; regulation of translational fidelity; mitochondrial translation
Cellular component (GO): mitochondrion; glutamyl-tRNA(Gln) amidotransferase complex
Molecular function (GO): glutaminyl-tRNA synthase (glutamine-hydrolyzing) activity
Source: RefSeq, a predicted model, not a curated record